This is a messenger RNA of Dentiscutata erythropus, 211 nucleotides long. Lineage: Eukaryota; Fungi; Glomeromycota; Glomeromycetes; Diversisporales; Gigasporaceae. The record is from the annotation of a GenBank genome assembly.
GGCUUGGCUUGGAAAAUUACUGGUUUGGACGCCAUUCCAUGGCCCUUCCAAUUCAGGUACUUUUGUUUAUGUUGGUAAUGGUCUACCAAUUUCAGUAGAGAAGUUGGUUAUGUACCUUCCUUUACCGCCUACAAGCUUGGCUUGGAAAAUUACUGGUUUGGAUGCCAUUCCAUGGCCCUUCCAAUUCAGGUACUUUUGUUCGUGUUGGUAA